ACACCUUCACACACCAGACCUCUUCUCUCAUCACUGGAAAACUCCUACAGCCUCAUCCACCACUGAGAGCAAACUAAGAAUAAUGUCAGCCAGUUUAAAUGUUGCUGUGGUCCUCUGUCUCCUGCAAGUCCUCCGCAUCACUGCAAACAUAGACAGUGGCUCCUUCCUGAUCUUCAACGAGGACCACAACAAGUGCAUAAAGGCGGAGAGCGCCACCUCCAUAACGGUGGCCGCCUGUGAUCCUCACGCCAAAGAGCAGCAGUUUCGUUGGGCCUCAGAAUCGCGCAUCCUCAGUCUGUCCCUCAAGCUCUGUCUGGCGGCCACAGAGAUUAAAGACUGGGUGAAGGUGGUGUUUUUUGAAUGUGAUGAGAACAGUGCCCUACAACACUGGCAGUGCAAGAAUGAGACCCUCUUCGGUCUAAUAAACGAGGACCUGCACUUAAACUGGGGAAACCGUAAUGAGAGGAACCUGAUGGUCUACAAAGGCUCAGGGCUCUGGAGUCGCUGGAAGAUAUACGGCACCCGGGGUGACCUUUGUUCAAAAGGGUUUCAAGAGGUUUUCACAAUAGGGGGCAAUGGCUUUGGACUCCCCUGUCAGUUCCCAUUUAAGUAUGAGCAGAAGUGGUUCGCUGAAUGCACAAAGGACGGUCGCUCCUCAGAUGGACAGCUGUGGUGCGCAACGGAGAGAGAUUACAACAGUCAGAAGAAGUGGGGCUUUUGUCCCAACGAAGCAUCCAAAGGUUGGGACGCUGAUCCAGUCACAGGAGUUCAGUAUCAGAGGAACCUACAGUCAGUGUUGACGUGGCAUCAAGCCAGGAAGAGCUGCCAGCAGCAGGGAGCCGACCUCCUCAGCAUUGUAGAGCUGCAUGAGCAGUCGUACAUUUCAGGGUUGACAAAUCAUUUGGAAACGUCUCUAUGGAUUGGACUGAACAGCUUGGAUUUUGAGAGUGGAUGGCAGUGGAGCAACGGAAACCCUUUCAGAUAUUUAAACUGGGCUCCAGGUCAUCCCUCGUCAGAGCCCGGGCUCACCUGUGCAACUUUAAAUGCUGGAAAAUCCUCAAAAUGGGAGAGCAGCACCUGCACCAAGAAACUCGGUUACAUGUGUCGCAAAGGAAGCUCGACCAGUCCGCCUCCACCACCAAACAAAGAGCAGCCCAGCUUCUGCCCCAGUCACUGGGUCCCAUAUGCAGGUAACUGUUACUACCUGCAGAGGAGUAAAAAGAUGUGGAGGGACGCUCUGGCUGCGUGUCACAAAGAGGGAGGAGAUUUGGCCAGCAUACACAAUAUAGAAGAGCAGAGCUUCGUCAUCUCUCAAUCUGGAUACUUGCCGACAGAUGAGCUUUGGAUUGGCCUGAAUGAUCAGAGGAACCAGAUGCUGUUUGAAUGGUCUGAUCACUCCCACGUUACCUUCACCCAGUGGCAGACCGGUGAGCCAUCUCAUGCCACCAACCUCCAGGAAGACUGUGUGCUCAUCAGAGGAAAGGACGGGAGGUGGGCUGACUACAUGUGUGAGAAUACGUAUGGAUACAUCUGUAAGAAGAAAGCCUCAAUUAAACCAGCUGAAGGCGCCCAAGAGGACGCCAACCCAGGAUGCAAACUUGGCUCAAUCAGGUUUGGUUCCUAUUGUUAUAAUGUUGGAUCUGAGAAAAAAACCUUUGAAGAGGCGAAGCAAGCAUGCGCCGCGGCUGGCGCUCACGUGGUGGAUGUGACUGAUAGAUAUGAGAAUGCCCUCUUGGUCAGUUUGGUGGGCUUGAGACCAGAGAAGUAUUUCUGGACAGGUUUAUCGAACACAGCCGACAUAAACACUUUCAGGUGGACCACCAGAAGAAAAGUCACAUUCACUCAUUUCAAUGUGGGCAUGCCAGACAGAAACCAAGGAUGUGUUGCAAUGACAACCGGGGUUUUUGCUGGAUUAUGGGAUGUCGUCAGCUGCAGCAACAAGGAGAAGUAUAUCUGUAAGAAACCAGCAGUGGGUGUACAUGUGACAACAGUCCCACCCACCACCCCCACCCUGAGCUGUGAGUCUGGGUGGAUCCCCGCUGCCAGGAGGAGCGUUUGCUACAAACUUUACAAAAAAAGUGAGAGCCUUAAGAAGAAUUGGAAUGAAGCGCAGGACUUCUGCAAGGCCAUUGGUGGGAUGCUGAUGAGCAUACACAGUAUGGCGGACUUGAACAACGCUCCGUUUCGUUCCUCUAGCACAGCCUGGAUUGGCCUCAGCCGAGGUACCAAUACAGGUUAUGGAUGGACUGAUGGGUCGCCUUACGAAUUUGAGAACUGGGACUAUGGGGAACCAAACAACCACAAUGACAACGAACACUGUGCAGAAAUCCAAACUCGCUACAAACAGCACUGGAACGAUAUUCACUGCGAGUCCAACAACAACUGGAUCUGCCAGAUACGCAAAGGUGAGAAACCCAAACCUGAGCCUCUCAUAGUGAAACAAGUGUACAACACUACAGAAGAUGGCUGGCUAAUCUACAAUGACACACAGUAUUUCAUCAACACUGAAGAGCAAGACAUGGAAACUGCUAGAGCCUUUUGCAAAAAGGGCUUUGGUGAACUUGUGGUCAUCACAGGGGAGAGUGAGAGGAAGUUCCUUUGGAAACAGAUAGUAACACUUAACAGAGGACAGUACUACAUUGGCAUGACAGUGAAUUUGGAUAAAUCCUUCAGCUGGCUGGAUGGCACCCCUGUAACAUACACAGCAUGGGAACACAAUGAGCCCAACUUUGCUAAUAAUGAUGAAAACUGUGUGACUAUAUACAAGGGCAUGGGGUACUGGAAUGAUGUUAACUGUGGUGUGAAGCUACCUUCUAUUUGCAAAAGAAGCAGUAGUUUUAUCAAUACAACAAUGGCCCCAACCACUAUUCCUAAGGGAGGAUGUGCACCAGACUGGCAAGCUUUCCAAGGAAAGUGCUAUAAAAUAGUUGUGGGGAAAGAAAAGAAGAACUGGCAGGACGCCAGGACACACUGCAUUAACGAGGGAGGAAAUCUGAUUUCUAUCACCAACGCUAGAGAGCAAGCAUUCCUGACAACACAGAUGCUGAACUACAAUGAGGACCUCUGGAUCGGCAUGAAUGAUGUCAACAUGGAGAUGCGUUUUCUGUGGACGAACGGCAUAGGCGUUUCAUACACCAACUGGGCAAAAGGAUAUCCAUCAACGGUAUAUGACUGUGUGAUUAUGAUCGCCAGCGAACCCAGAAUGAAAGGACUCUGGAAGGAGAUAAACUGUGCGACGUCCCUAGGCUUCAUCUGUAAAAGAAACUUGGAUUCUCAGAUCGUAGUCCCGCCCACAACCGUGUUACCAAAGGCUUUCUACAAACUUGGCAAUGACUCCUACAAAAUGGUCACCCAGAAGAUGAAAUGGGAUGAGGCAAGGAGGCAGUGCCAGGCAGAUGAUGCAGAUCUGGCCAGUAUCUUAAACCCUGUCACCCAGGCAUAUAUGAUCUUGCAGAUUUCCAAGCUCAAAGAGCCUGUGUGGAUCGGCCUCAACAGCAAUGUGGAAAAGAUUCAUGGCCGGUUCAAGUGGGCCGAUAACUGGCGGUUGUUAUAUACCAAAUGGGGCAAAAAUGAGCCUAAAGACAACUUUGCCUGCGUGUAUAUGGACGUGGACAAUACAUGGAAGACUGCACCAUGUAACAAUACCUACUAUUCGAUUUGCAAGAGGUCACCAGACAUAGCAGCGACUGAUCCCCCACAACUCCCCGGCAACUGUCCAGAAUCAAAGAGACAAAUAUCCUGGACACCUUUCAGAGGCCAUUGUUAUUCCUUCAUCAAAUCAUUGGUGGGCAGCUGGCCCCAUGCCUCAGUUGAAUGUCUGAAAAUGGGUGCUUCUCUGAUGAGUAUUGAGGACCCUCAGGAGAAUCUAUUCCUACAACAAAACCUGGAACUUAUGCAGGACGGUGCCACGUCCUUCUGGAUCGGCCUCAUCAAGACUCAUGAAGGUGAGUGGAUGUGGAUCGAUAACAGUGCUGUGGACUACGUCAACUGGAAAACAAAAAUGCCAAAGUUAGACUCAUGUGUGAACAUCGAUUCUCACAGUGGUCAGUGGAGUACAGAGAGCUGCACCAGAUACAAGUCGUACAUCUGCAAAACAGCCAAAGUUAUUACACCUACACAAAAGCCACCAUCUGUUGCCCACAUCAUUGAGGAAGUUUCUCAUGGGUCUGCUGGCAUCACUGUUGCUGUAGUGCUCGUUGUAAUCGCCGUAUUUGGACUCGGUGCCUUCCUGUUCUUCCGUAAACGGAUACCCAUGCCUGACUUGGGAGAAAGUACCUUUGACAACAAGUUAUACUUCAACAAUCCAAUCCGAGCCCUUGUAGACACCAAGGGUCUGGUGGCCAACAUAGAGCAGAAUGAACAAGCAUAGAAAGACAUGAUCAGUGGUAAUCAGCACUAUGAACAUUAUAUAAUUUCAUACUUUAUUUUGCACCACUUUACUGGGAACUGAAUCUCAAACAAACCCUGUUGUGUUUUCCCAUUUAAUCACUGGAUCAAUGCUGAUAAUUCAGAAUUAUUAUCUAAUAAUUCAUACAAGCACUGGCGCUGCAAUAAGGGGAUUAGGGAAAAGAUAAUAUAAGUGGACAAUCUAUAGCACAUUUUACAUGAUUAUGCGAUUUGUGAAAUAUGUACAGUUUAUUUUUUACUUUUACCAAACAAGAUAAUCAAGAACAUUUCUAGACCAGUUCAAGAUGUGCAAUUAACUGGGUGGCUUGUUAUUAUUCUCCAUAAUCUGCUCAUCAUUGUAUUUCUGGUUUGUAAAUAGAUGCUCGAUAAAACAAAUUAAAUAAACAAAACUGAAUCAUU
Molecule: messenger RNA, 4806 nt
Organism: Cottoperca gobio
Lineage: Eukaryota; Metazoa; Chordata; Actinopteri; Perciformes; Bovichtidae
Gene: mrc1a
Product: mannose receptor, C type 1a
Exons: 30
Coding region: 83-4369 (1428 amino acids)
Source: RefSeq, a predicted model, not a curated record